CCAGCCUCUCCUCUCCAUGUGCUGCUCUCGGGUAGAAGCUGCUGCUGGACUUUCUGUAGUUAUUAUCUCUAAAAUCUACUAAACUCACUCUCCCUGGUGUCCGCGGAGGGCAGUUUAAACUCCCCCGGCCGUUAGCGGAGGUGAGAAGCGCUGCUCGCUGGGAGACACAUGUAGUGAGGGAAUGGAGGGCUGUGAGAGAUUCCUGAGUCCGGGGAGAGGCCGAGGGGUCAGGGCGACCAGGCACUUCCAGGUGGGGGAGCUGGUGUUCGCCUGUCCCGCUUACGCCUACGUGCUGACGGAGAACGAGCGCGGCGGACACUGCGAGUUCUGCUUCACCAGAAGUGAAAGGCUGUCCAAGUGUGGAAAGUGUAAGCAGGCCUUCUACUGCAAUGUCGAGUGUCAGAAAGGAGACUGGUCCAUGCACAAGCUGGAGUGCGCUGCCAUGUGCGCGUACGGAGAGAACUGGUGUCCUCCAGAGACGGUCCAGCUCGUCGCAAGAAUCCUCAUGAAGCAGAAAUGCCAGACAGAGCCGACUCAGUCAGAAAGAUUGUUAUUGCUGAAAGAAUUUGAAUCACAUCUGGACAAGAUGGACAACGAGAAAAACGAGAUGAACCAAACUAACAUUGCUGCACUUCAUCACUUUUAUUCGAAGCAUCUGGAUACUCCUAGUAACGAUGCUCUUGCAGAGCUUUUUUCCCAGGUGAACUGUAACGGCUUUACCAUUGAGGAUGAGGAGUUGUCUCAUUUGGGCUCUGCAGUCUUUCCAGACGUUGCUUUAAUGAACCACAGCUGUAAUCCGAAUGUGAUCGUGACCUAUAAAGGUACAGUAGCAGAGGUUCGUGCUGUUCAGAAAAUCAACCCUGGAGAGGAGAUUUUCAACAGUUACAUUGACCUCCUGUAUUCUACCGAGGACAGGAAUGAGAGGCUGAAGGAAUCGUACUUCUUCACCUGUGACUGUACAGAGUGCACCACCAAAUCAAAGGACAAGGCUAAAAUGAAGAUUUGUCCGAAGCUUAGUAAGUCUCCAGAGCCGGAGGAAAUUCAGGAAAUGGUGCGGUAUGCCAAGAACAUUAUUGAGGAAUUCAGGAGAGCCAAGCACUAUAAGACCCCCAGUGACCUGCUAGAGAUCUGCGAGUUAAGUCUGGAGAAAAUGGGAUCCAUAUUUGACGACACCAAUAUUUACAUGCUGCACAUGAUGUACCAGGCCAUGGGCGUCUGCCUCUAUAUGCAGGACUGGGACGGAGCCAUGAAGUACGGAGAGAAAAUAGUGGAGCCCUACAGUGUGCAUUACCCUCAGUACUCUCUCAACGUGGCGUCCAUGUACCUGAAGCUUGGAAGACUUUAUAUGGCACUUGAGAAGAAAACACAAGGAGUGAAAGCUUUAAAAAAGGCUCUUGCAAUCAUGAAUGUUUCGUUUGGAAAGGACCAUCACUACAUCGCUGAGAUAAAAAAGGAAAUGGAAGAGCAGAAGUAAAAGAACGAACCUCUGUAAAUUCAAGAACGGCUCUAUGGCAUGCUAAUCUCGUACCUCUGCUUGCGCACGCACGCGCACACACACACACACACACACACAUACUGUUUCUCUUUGGUUGUCAUUUUAAGUUUUCAUUUGUUUGUUUUACAAAGGACUCUUGACCUGGUCCUGGAUAUUUAGUUGGUUCUGUUGUCUGUCUGUACCAUGAUUACAUAUGCACUGUGUGAACAAGGGCUAAUAAUUAAACAUUAAAUAUAUUUGUCCUAAA
Clarias gariepinus (North African catfish) is the source of this 1742-nucleotide messenger RNA. RefSeq names its product SET and MYND domain containing 2a (gene smyd2a). The transcript is spliced from 12 exons. Gene Ontology annotation, molecular function: protein binding. The record is from RefSeq and is a predicted model, not a curated record. Gene Ontology annotation, cellular component: nucleus. Lineage: Eukaryota; Metazoa; Chordata; Actinopteri; Siluriformes; Clariidae. The coding region runs from base 182 to 1474 and encodes 430 amino acids.